UCCGGUCUCAGUUUCCGGUCCUGCUUCCGGUCAGACUCCCUGCGGGGCCACACUAGAAUCUGAUCCGGACCGUCGGUACCGGGUCCGAACAUGUCUGUCUCCGGGAUGAAGAAGCAGUUCCAUAAAGCCAGCCAGCUGCUGAACGAGAGGCUGUUGGGAGCUGAAGGAACCAGCCUGGAUGAGGACUUCCGGAUCAUGGAGCAGAAGGUGAAGAUGUUCAACGCUCUGCUGACCGAGCUGCUGUCCAGAACCACAGAACUCCUCCAGCCAAACCCAGCUCACAGAGUCAAACGGAGCGUCCUCAGCAGCGUGUCCAGGAUCACAGGACAGCGGAGGACCACAGGGUACCCGCAGGCAGAGGGCAUUCUGGGAAACUGCAUGAUGUCAUACGGCCAGAAGCUCGGACCCUCUGAGUUCGGUGACGCUCUGAUGGAAGUGGGCGGAGCUCUGCAGCAGAUUGGCGAGGCCAGAAAUGUUCUGGAGGUGUCGGUUAAACGGACCUUCAUGGACCCGCUUCAGGAGCUGCAGCACUCUGAGCUGAAGGAGAUCAAGUUCCAGCUGAAGAAGGUUCACAGCCGUCGGCUGGACUUCGACUACACGAGGAGACGAAGAGGGAAGGUGGUAUCAGCGGACGUGAGACAGACACGGGACAAGUUUGUCUCAUCCAAAGAGCUGGCUGAGAGGAGCAUGUUUGUCGUGCUGCACAACGACGUGGACCGGGUCUCUCAGCUGGCCGCUCUGGUCGCUGCGCUGCUGGACUUUCACCGUGAAGCUCAGCAGAUCCUGCUGGGUCUGCAUGACAACCUGCAGACCAGGUUGACUGCUGCCAGUAACAAACAGGCGCAGCGGUUCCGAUCCAAACAGAUCCAACUUCGAGGCGACCAGGCUGGUACCGCUGAGUUCUACCAGCAGCCGUCAGAACCAGCUCCACUUUCUGCAGCAGGGGAGCGGAUCACAGUGGUACCAUCCAGACCCGGCAGGCUCGUGCCCGCCGACACCAAGCCGAUCCCGGACACUCCGAUCCCGGACACUCCGGUCCCGGACGCUCCGGUCCUGGACGCUCCGGUUCUGGACCGGCCCUGCUGCCGGGCCGUGUACUCCUUCCAGCCGAGCCACGACGGCGAGCUGCAGUUCAGCGAGGGCGACAUCAUCGUCCUCACCGGCCGGGUCGACGCCCACUGGUACGAGGGCGCAGUCGGCGGCCGCUCGGGGCUGCUUCCUGUCAACUACGUGGACGUGCUGGUCCCGCUGCAGUGACGACGUCCCAUCAGACCCCGCCUGACUCCUGACGAUAUGCAAGUUUUAUUUAUUCAGAUUUUACAUAAAAUCAUUUAAAACUGAUUAAACUUGAAUGUUUUUAUUCUGUGAAAGAUGAUUUCUCUGCUCUUCAUCACCAGCUGAUGAUGAUGAUGAUG
Austrofundulus limnaeus is the source of this 1415-nucleotide messenger RNA. RefSeq names its product SH3-domain GRB2-like 3b (gene sh3gl3b). Bases 91 to 1257 code for a protein of 388 amino acids. Gene Ontology annotation, cellular component: presynapse; glutamatergic synapse; cytoplasm. Lineage: Eukaryota; Metazoa; Chordata; Actinopteri; Cyprinodontiformes; Rivulidae. The record is from RefSeq and is a predicted model, not a curated record. Gene Ontology annotation, molecular function: protein binding. The transcript is spliced from 10 exons. Gene Ontology annotation, biological process: synaptic vesicle uncoating.